AUGGCCGAAGAGAACGAUGUUGUGUUUGAAGACUUCUUUCCAUCAAUGUUAGAGAGAUUGGGUGCUGACCAAUUUAUUGCUGAACUCUGUAAUGGGUUCAACUUGCUAAUGGAUCAGGAGAAGGGUCUCAUCACAUUCGAGAGCCUCAAGAUGAACUGCUCUCUUCUGGGACUCCAAGACUUGGGAGAUGAUGAACUGUUGUGUAUGCUACGAGAAGGAGAUUUGGAUGGAGAUGGGGCACUCGAUCAGUCAGAAUUUUGUGUUCUUAUGUGCAGGUUGAGCCCAGGCUUAAUGAAUGGCCCCAGGAGGUUGCUGGAACAAGCUAUCGGAAAUUAA
Nelumbo nucifera (sacred lotus) is the source of this 336-nucleotide messenger RNA. Lineage: Eukaryota; Viridiplantae; Streptophyta; Magnoliopsida; Proteales; Nelumbonaceae. The record is from RefSeq and is a predicted model, not a curated record.